Messenger RNA from Nematocida minor, 156 nucleotides. RefSeq lists its product as uncharacterized. Lineage: Eukaryota; Fungi; Microsporidia. Bases 1 to 156 code for a protein of 51 amino acids. The transcript has a single exon. The record is from RefSeq and is a predicted model, not a curated record.
AUGAUAUUGGAAAAGAAGGAGCCAGCCAACAGUGAAACCACCUUUUUUCCCAUAAUACUAGACAAACUACUGGCUAUAAAUAGCUUCUUCCUUAUAUGGAUUAUAACAGCGUAUGUAAGAUGGAAGUUCUAUUUUUCAUUCUUAGAUGCUGUGUAG